CCCCUCCACCUUGGCCCCCCUUCCUGCCGUGCCCGUCUCCACCAAGGCCGAUGUCGACGCCGCUGUCUCGGCCGCCAAGGCUGCCUUCCCCUCGUGGCGUGACACGCCCAUUGAGAAGCGUGCCGCCCUCCUCAACACCUUUGCCGAUGCCAUCAUGGCCAACUUUAUGGACUUUGCCUCUCUGCUUGCGCUUGAGGGCAAGCCCCCGACGGCGGCGCAGUUCGAGGUUGACUUUGCUGUCAAGCACUUGAAGGGGACGGCGCAGCUGAGGUUGGACGACGAGGUGAUUGAGGAUAACGAGGAGAAGCUAACCAAGAUUCGGUACACUCCCCUUGGUGUCGGCGUCGGCAUCGUCCCCUUCAACUACCCCUUCUUCCUGGGUAUCGGCAAGAUGGGGCCCGCCGUGUUGGCUGGAAACGCCUUCAUCUGGAAGCCUUCGCCCUAUACGCCCAACACGGCGCUGAAGCUCGUUGAGCUGGCCGCCAAGAUCUUCCCCCCUGGUGUUGUUCAGGCUUUGUCUGGCGAGGAGGACUUGGGUCCCUGGUUGACUGCUCACCCCGAUAUCCGCAAGAUCUCCUUCACCGGCAGCACGCCGACGGGCAAGAAGGUCAUGGCUGCCUGCGCCAGCACUCUCAAGCGCGUGACACUCGAGCUGGGCGGCAACGACGCGGCCAUUGUUUGCGACGAUGUCAACCUGGACGAGGUCGUGCCCAAGGUUGCUCUCGGCUGCUUCAACAACGCUGGCCAAGUCUGCGUUGACAUCAAGAGACUAUUCGUUCACGAGAAGAUCUACGAUCAGUUCCUGGCCAAGAUGGUCGAGGUCGUCAAGACGUUCAAGUUCGGCGGGUCCGAAGACACCGAUGGCGCCUUCUUCCCUCCUGUCCAGAACGCGAUGCAGUUCGAGAAGGUCAAGGAACUAUUUACCUCGAUUGAGAAGGAGGGCCUGAAGCCUGUUAUUGGUGGCGAGGUCGAGGCCGAGGCGGGCGCGAAGAAGGGAUACUACUUCAAGCCUACCAUCAUCGACAACCCGCCUGAGAACUCCAGGAUUGUGCAGGAGGAGCCGUUUGGCCCUAUUGUGCCCGUCGUGAAGUGGGUCGGUGGUGAGGACGAGGUGGUCAGGAUGGCCAACAACACCGAUAUGGGAUUGGGUGCCUCUGUCUGGAGCAAGGACUUGGAGAAGGCGGAGAGGAUCGCCAGGAGGCUGGAGGCUGGCAGUCUCUGGAUCAACACCCACCAGGACCUGGCGCCCAACGUGCCCUUUGGUGGCUUCAAGCAGUCCGGUAUGGGCCACGACUGGGGUCUCAUCGGUCUCAAGGGCUGGUGCAACACCCAGAGCUUGAUGACGAGGAGGUCAGGCGGUAUGUUGGCUCCCAAAUCCCGCAACACGGGGAGCCCUCCGCUUGGUCAAUACCUAUCCCGGAUUCCCGGGAACUGACAUGAAGCUCGAGGUGGGUGACGGCUCGGUAAUAAGUCAUCAUCACUUUGAAGUCAUUCAUGUAGAGGUACUUAUCCAAUGGGGUUGACGGUGGUUGCUGCUUGAGCUAGCAACCUGAAGGAGUGAUCAGUGAGUGAGCAUUGUGCGUGAUUUAUGUUCCAAAUAUCAAGAGGAUUCGAAUGGUGGACAUGACGAUAUUCGGCAGUGUUUGGAAGUACGUCGGUACGUGUAGGUACCUCUAGGUUCUUUUCUAGAUGACGCGUACCUGAUCUUCAGAAGGAGGCUUUCCCUAUGAGGUAAGACAGAGCCAUGACUGAGACGCGGCAGUUCAAUUGAUCUAGAUGUGCCGAGUUCUGAAAUGCAAGGGGAGA
Molecule: messenger RNA, 1806 nt
Organism: Neurospora hispaniola
Lineage: Eukaryota; Fungi; Ascomycota; Sordariomycetes; Sordariales; Sordariaceae
Product: aldehyde dehydrogenase domain-containing protein
Exons: 2
Coding region: 155-1435 (426 amino acids)
Molecular function (GO): aldehyde dehydrogenase (NAD+) activity
Source: RefSeq, a predicted model, not a curated record